This is a messenger RNA of Aspergillus pseudonomiae, 737 nucleotides long. RefSeq lists its product as uncharacterized. The coding region runs from base 172 to 561 and encodes 129 amino acids. Lineage: Eukaryota; Fungi; Ascomycota; Eurotiomycetes; Eurotiales; Aspergillaceae. The transcript has 3 exons. The record is from RefSeq and is a predicted model, not a curated record.
UGGCCUGGGUUGCACGUCAUCUCAUCAACGUAUGCCUUCGACCCACCGGAAUCAAUGCCCAUUCUAACGUGCGGUCUGGCCUUCACCAUCUGCCAAUGGCAAAAUUGCCGCACCUCAUCCGUAUUCUGUGUAUAGAGCUGAGAGGCUUGACAUGCGAGUCUUGGAGGCAACAUGCUAGUCGCGAUGGGCUGGGAGCGCUCAAUUCCAGCGCUCGGUCGAAAAUCCUGUGUCCCAAUCCCUGCCUGCACAUCCCUCUUUCACCCUGAUCCUGAACCUCCCAUUUCCUGGAAUAUGUUGCCUGCAUUCCACAUUCACAUUGAUAACUUCAAGCCAUUGGUGCCCUCUCUUCCCAAACCAUAUCCAGCUCCCAAAUCCCACCGCACACACUGCUCACGCAAUAAGUCUUCUGCCCUUAAGUUUUGUGAUGAACCCCGACCCCGAACUUUGCCAAUGCCCAAACAUCAGCUCCCGGCGCGGCCGCCAGUCGAUGCUUGCGUAAAUAUGAGUGCAAAAAUCCCCUCAUACAUAUCCUCGGGCCCCCAAAUUCAACCGCCGCAGUGAUCUAUGUCGUCAUCCCACACGCCACCCGAUGUACGAUCCCCGGAGAAGGCCGAGCGAUCUCUGGGAGACCACGCAGGUCACGUGCCAGAUUCAGUCACAUUGCGGGACGGUCAAGAUGCCAGCAAUAGUCCCAAGUGACGCGCCCGCCCUUCAAGUGGCCGCCUCACCCCCCAGCA